Baudoinia panamericana UAMH 10762 is the source of this 284-nucleotide messenger RNA. RefSeq lists its product as uncharacterized. The record is from RefSeq and is a predicted model, not a curated record. Bases 4 to 180 code for a protein of 58 amino acids. The transcript has a single exon. Lineage: Eukaryota; Fungi; Ascomycota; Dothideomycetes; Mycosphaerellales; Teratosphaeriaceae.
UAUAUGUAUCUGCCGUGGGUUACAGACGCGUCCGGUCACGUAGCGUACCAGCGCAACUUUGACCAUGAAGAGGAGAUGGCCAUGAUGUGGAGGAUUCAGGUGACGUCUUCAGAUGCAGGUACAUGUGGAGUAGAGCAUAUCCGAAAACAGCUACCACCUCGUCGGCGAGGAGUGGACUAGAUCGAUGCUUUAACCAACGUGCUCACCCUUUGCUAUGCCAUGUUUUCCCUGAUACAUAAGCUCGGAGGGCUGCUUGUGAUAACGGAAGUCAUAUUCACAGGAUG